Messenger RNA from Heterobilharzia americana, 984 nucleotides. The record is from the annotation of a GenBank genome assembly. Lineage: Eukaryota; Metazoa; Platyhelminthes; Trematoda; Strigeidida; Schistosomatidae.
AUGAAACUAGAGUAUUACAGCGAAGCCACACCAGAGAAUUACAUACCACCUGGAUUCAAGUGUGCAGAUGAUGUCACUUUCACCUAUGAAGAAGAUAAUAUCAGUGUACGGAUGGGUAAAGUGAGAACAGUUCACCAUGGCAUUAAGAUGCACAUACAAACAAGUCGAAGGCUGCUACCUGGAUCUACUCAGUCAACACAAGAAGACAAACCUGUUCAUAAACUAUUGUUAAAUUUACAAGGUGAAGAUAGACUGAAUGAAGAAGAUGAACUCAGUUUAUCUCUUCGACAACAGACAUUAAGAUCCGAUGAAGAUGGAUCCGAAGGCUAUGAAGCUCGGUGUCCAUGUGGUGCGAACGAAGAUGAUGGCAUAAUGGUUUUAUGUGAUGGAUGCGGCAAGUGGCAACAUGCGGUUUGCUUUCAAAUUCUGGAGGAACGUGAUGCACCCACCUCACAUAUUUGUGAGAUAUGUGCAACUUUAAAGCCUGAACUUCUUCAAACUGGAGGCAUCACAGAUGAGACUAUUCAGAAACUGACUGUUGAAGCUAGAAAGACAAUUUGUCUCUUCAGACGCGCAUUAGCCCUGUCUAAAAGUCUUGGAGUGGAGUACGCGGUCGCUCGUGGGAUUUUCAACCGUUUGAUGAAAGAGCAAGUCAUAAAAGGAGCAGGAACAAGAAGAGGUGAAAAACUUGUUGAAAAGGAAUACUUGGAAAGCAUCGUAUUGCCACGCUUUUUCAGUCGUAUCAGUCUGAAUGAAAAACCAUUGGAAACUGCGGUGUCACCUCAACUGUCAACCCAUCAACAAUCAGCCACAAUUCGACAUACACCUGGAAAACGCACGCAGGAUAGUAUUUCCAAAUCGAGUGCGGAGAAGGAGUUUGAAGAAUUGAUCAACGCAAGUCAAGACUCAACGGUAUCACCAAUAUCACAUAAAAUAAGAAAAAUGCAUUUGGCAAAUACACCUAUUGGCGUACUUCCCCAGUGA